AUGGAAUCAUCUAUCCUUCUUGUCGGUAAUGGGACCAGUAACGGGACCAGUAAUGGCACCAGUGCGGUGGAGCUGGCCUAUGGUUUUGUCUCAUGUGCUGUGGUUGUGGUGUUCUUUGGCAGCUCCCUUCUUCCCAUGAAGAAGUUCGACACUGGAGAUGGUAUGUUUUACCAGUGGGUGGAUUGUGUCGCUACCUGGAUAGUGUCCUUGGUGGUGAACCUUAUUCUAAACAGCCCUAAGUUCUUGCCCUUAGCUAUGCUGGGAGGCGUCUUUUGGUCAACCGGAAAUGUGUUUUUGGUGCCCAUUGUGAAGACAGUUGGUCUUGGCCUGGGAUUUCCUGUUCUGAAUUCAUUUAACCUGCUCGUGGGUUGGGCCAGUUCAAGGUUUGGCUGGUUUGGCAUCAAAGCAGAGAUCGUAGCAGACCCAGUGCUAAACUACUGUGGGGCUGGAUUAUGCCUGCUUAGCACAAUUGUAUUCUUCUUUGUGAAGAGCGAUGCCCAGAGUGUUCGCACAGAGCAUGAGCCUCCACUCAUACUUGAUGUACACAGUUCAUGGGUGGACAAACUACGACCAACAACUAAAAGAGUUUUAGGCUUUGGGAUGGCUGUUGUCUCGGGUGUCUUACAUGGCGCCUGCUUCAUCCCCAUGCUCUACAUGAAAGGCCAGGCCGACAACCCUGACAGCCUUUACUACGGAGCAAGCCAGUUCGACCUGGACUAUGUGUUCUCUCAAUGCAGUGGGCUCCUCCUCUGCAGCACAGUGUACUUUCUCAUUUACUGCGCUGUGAUGAAGAACAAACCUAGACUCUUCCCCAAAGCCAUUCUACCAGCGUUUGCAUCAGGGGUUAUGGAUGGCAUUGCUUCCUGCUGCUGGUUUCUAGCUAAUGAGUAUUUGAGUGCUGUGGUCAGCUUCCCCAUCAUUACCACGGGCCCGAGUGUUGUCGCAGCCCUGUGGGCAGUACUGUUAUUUAAGGAGGUAAAGGGAUUACAGAACCUCUUGGUCCUUGGACUAGCCUUCUGCUUAGCGAUAGCAGGCACGUUGCUCACAGCCUUCUCCGAGGUCUAAUGGAACUCGAUGGAGCGCGCAAAUGAAGUGUAUUAUAUUGUCCACAAUUUGUUUUAAAUUAUAUUACUAUGAGGAUACAUUCAUUUUUUUUCUUUACAUGUUGAAUGUUGUUUCAAGUGAUAUAUUAUCCACCCCUUACAUUCCCAACUUCAUUCUUUGAUGCUAUGAUGUCUUGUGUUGUAUUGCUAUGAUGUCUUGUGUGUGUCUACAGACCAUUCACUCUCAUGAUCCUUGUUGUCUUGUAAUCUACUUUUUCACUUAUUCAUGAUAUUAAAGACGAGUUUUCAUCGGGGACUGUAAAAUGAGGAAUAAAAUGUGUAAACAUUUUUUAGUAUUUUCCUUAACCCCGCAACAUAAAUAGGCUACUAUGCCAUC
Messenger RNA from Engraulis encrasicolus (European anchovy), 1440 nucleotides. Its product is annotated as transmembrane protein 144-like. The record is from RefSeq and is a predicted model, not a curated record. NCBI's taxonomy places the organism in Eukaryota, Metazoa, Chordata, Actinopteri, Clupeiformes, Engraulidae. The coding region runs from base 1 to 1065 and encodes 354 amino acids. Gene Ontology annotation, biological process: carbohydrate transmembrane transport. Gene Ontology annotation, molecular function: carbohydrate transmembrane transporter activity. Gene Ontology annotation, cellular component: membrane. The transcript has 11 exons.